Messenger RNA from Wasmannia auropunctata (little fire ant), 799 nucleotides. It is a transcript of the gene CCDC53, whose product is annotated as WASH complex subunit CCDC53. Lineage: Eukaryota; Metazoa; Arthropoda; Insecta; Hymenoptera; Formicidae. The coding region runs from base 153 to 704 and encodes 183 amino acids. The record is from RefSeq and is a predicted model, not a curated record. Gene Ontology annotation, cellular component: WASH complex. Gene Ontology annotation, biological process: actin filament polymerization; exocytosis. The transcript is spliced from 4 exons.
CGACGCAGACACAGUUUCCACUCUCUCCACAAUCCAUGCGCAGUGAAACCGAGAUGUUUUCCUAACAUGACGUGAAUUGACAGUUGUUGAUAAACUGAGGUCUGAUAAACUGAGGGAGCGAGAGAGAGCGCGGAGAUUUCGGUAAUUCCACGAUGAGUGAUUAUAAAAUACCGAUAAUCGAGCCGACUAUAGACUAUGCAAAGGUACCGCCGAUCAACCAAAAGCGCACGGUCUCCUUCAUAAAUCACUUUAUCACUCACACCGUGACGUUUCUGAAUAAAUUCGUCCUGUCCUGCGAGGAGAGGUUGUUCGAUUUCGAAAAUAAAUUGCAAAAGCUAGAGGCGUCGUUAGAAAUAUUAGAAUCGCGGUUAUCCUCUAUACCUGGUUUAGAGCAAGAGCAACAUAAAGAACCAAAUAAUGUUAAUGAGAACAAUACGAGUAAAUUAGAGGAGAUAGAGACAUGUGAAGUGGACGAGCCUGACGAUAGUGAGACAAAGCCCAAGGACGAAGAGAAGGAAGUUCAGUCAGCAGCUAAAGAUCCUCGCUAUGAAAAGUACUUCAAAAUGUUGCACUUUGGUGUACCGAAACAGGCGGUCAAAUUAAAAAUGGAACAGGAAGGAUUGGAUGCAUCUGUACUAGACAAUCCACAACAGGUAGUUUCUAUACCACGAUUGUCAGAAAACGAUGAGAAUCAAGGUGAAUAAGUAUUAAGGUAAAUCAUUUUUAUGCGCUAAUUAUUUUAGGCAUACUGGACAUUUUUUGCAUUACAAAACUCAAAAUAAAGAUAUACAAAUUCCUA